Messenger RNA from Huiozyma naganishii CBS 8797, 840 nucleotides. It is a transcript of the gene MED4, whose product is annotated as Med4p. Gene Ontology annotation, cellular component: mediator complex; core mediator complex. Gene Ontology annotation, biological process: regulation of transcription by RNA polymerase II. Gene Ontology annotation, molecular function: transcription coregulator activity. Lineage: Eukaryota; Fungi; Ascomycota; Saccharomycetes; Saccharomycetales; Saccharomycetaceae. The record is from RefSeq and is a predicted model, not a curated record. The transcript has a single exon. The coding region runs from base 1 to 840 and encodes 279 amino acids.
AUGGCACCAGCAGUCGAGAGACACGAGGGCAAUCUAGCAGUUUCUGCGGGGCACAAGCGGGCGUCGUCCGUUUCGUUGUUGCAAGAGGGCACCGAUGCGGCAGCGCUGGCGGAGGACUUGAAGAAGGUGAGGAUAUACAGCGGUAUCGUGGAGUACGAGGAUACGCUUGCUGCGCUGGUCGAGUCCGUGGACUCGUACAAGCCCGAUAUGGCUGUUGCUCAGAGGCUGGUGGACGCAGACAAGGAGUUGUUUGCGAGCCUGGACAAGUUCAAGGAGUACGACGAGAUCAGCACGCGGCUGGGCGAGUUGAAGGGAAAAUCUACGGCACUGGACACUAAGACCAGGGAUAUACUGGAGAAGCUGAACGAGUGCCACGACGAACUGAACAAGCUGCCGUACUUGGAACAGGUACAAUUUGAGAUGGAUACGAUACUCGAACAACGGGAGAAGAUCAACUCGAGCGAGUUGCUGGAUUACGCCACAAAGCUGUCCAAGUUCACCAGGAUACCGCCUACAUUCGAUAAGGGGUCCAUAGGUCCCAACAACUUCAUAUGGCCAGCAGAGGAUGCGCUGCGGAAGGGGAUGCUCGCGAUCGCAGCGUUGCACUCCAGGGAACUGACAAGAAUACCUGGCCAAGACGAUGCGGAGGAUAAGAAAAAACAGACAGAGAAACCGGAUGUACCAGAACCAGCACCGGUGACGGAAGAGAGGAGAAGCUCUUUCGUCUUUGGAGACACAUCCACGGCAGACGAUCAGAAAUCCUCCUCCGCGCACAGUGACCACGACGACGACGACGCAAUGGACCUUGACUUGGACUUGUUCAACCCAGACGAGUUCUAG